GAGGGAGCCCAGCCUUUAAAAGACCACACGGCCCUGAGUCCAGCACUUUCAGCCAUGGAGAGAACCUCGGUGCCCAUGGAGAAGACCACGGUGCUGAUCACCGGCUGCUCCUCGGGCAUCGGGCUGGGGCUGGCGGUGCGCUUGGCAGCCGACGCCACCCGCAGGUUCAAAGUGUUCGCCACUAUGCGUGACCUGGCCAAGGGUGAGCAGCUGCUGGAGCGCCUGGGGGGCCGCUGCCCCGACACGCUGGAGCUGCUGCAGCUGGACGUCACUGACCCGCACUCGCUGGCUGCGGCCGUGCGCUGCAUGCGGGGGCAGCACCCAGACGUGUUGGGUACGGCGUCUCCUCUGGGGCACAGCCGGGAGCGGGUGCCAAUAUGGGGAUGGGCCUGGAUGGCCCUGCAGCCCUGGGGAUGGGCGUGCUGGGGCACAGAGAGAAGGAUCAGGGCUGGGUUCCCACAUCCCCGUAUCCAAACAGUGCUGGGGUUAUGCGACACCUGCUCACCGGCACCGUACCCCACAGUGUGCAACGCGGGGGUGGGCUUGAUGGCCCCCCUGGAGAUGUGCUCAGAGCAGGCCAUGAGAGCAGUGUUCGAGGUGAACGUCUUCGGCACCGCACGCACCAUUCAGGCCUUCCUGCCCGCCAUGAAGCGCCGGCGCGCCGGGCGCAUCCUCGUGUCCAGCAGCAUCGGGGGGCUGCAAGGGGUGCCCUUCAAUGCCGUGUACUGCGCCAGCAAGUUCGCGCUGGAGGGGCUGUGUGAGAGCCUGGCCAUCGUUCUGCGGCCCUUCAACAUCCACAUGACGCUGGUGGAGUGCGGCCCGGUGCACACCGCCUUCAUGGACAACGCACGGCGCGCCGACCCCGAGGGCCACGAGCUGCGGGCGCUGGACGCUGAGACACAGCAGCUGUACCGCCGCUACCUGCAGCACUGCGCGCAGCUGUUCCUCGACGCCGCCCAGGAGGUGGACGAGGUCUUGCAGGUGUUCCUGGAGGCAAUCGCCGCCCCGCGACCGCCGCUGCGCUGCAUCACCGCGCGGCUCCCGGCCCCGCUGGCGCGGCUGAGGCCGGGCGGUCCCGACGGCGCCGACUACGUGCGGGCCAUGCACGACUUCGUCUUCGGCCCCGGUGAAGCCGCCGAGGAGCAGCCGUGAGCUCCCGGCCCCGGGACGGCC
Molecule: messenger RNA, 1173 nt
Organism: Phasianus colchicus (ring-necked pheasant)
Lineage: Eukaryota; Metazoa; Chordata; Aves; Galliformes; Phasianidae
Gene: HSD17B1
Product: hydroxysteroid 17-beta dehydrogenase 1
Biological process (GO): estrogen biosynthetic process
Cellular component (GO): cytoplasm; cytosol
Molecular function (GO): estradiol 17-beta-dehydrogenase [NAD(P)+] activity
Source: RefSeq, a predicted model, not a curated record